This is a messenger RNA of Galeopterus variegatus (Sunda flying lemur), 1541 nucleotides long. RefSeq names its product dipeptidase 2 (gene DPEP2). Bases 1 to 1440 code for a protein of 479 amino acids. NCBI's taxonomy places the organism in Eukaryota, Metazoa, Chordata, Mammalia, Dermoptera, Cynocephalidae. Gene Ontology annotation, biological process: proteolysis. The transcript is spliced from 10 exons. Gene Ontology annotation, molecular function: metallodipeptidase activity. The record is from RefSeq and is a predicted model, not a curated record.
AUGCAGCCCGCGGACCUACAGGGUUCCCGCGCUUUCGGCCUGCGACCUCUGCUGUGCCUGCUGCUGUUCCAGCUGCUGCCGCCACCCCCGGUAACCCGCGCCCAGACCACGCCGGGCGCCCCCAGUUCCCCGACAGCGCCAGACGCCCCCAGCGCCCUCACCACGCCGGGCACCGCCAGUGCCCUGGGCCUGCGAGAGCGCGCGCGGGCCCUGAUGAGGGACUUCCCGCUCGUGGAUGGCCACAAUGACCUGCCCCUGGUCCUGAGGCAGUUUUACCCCAAGGGGCUACAGGAUGUUAACCUGCGCAAUUUCAGUCAUGGCCAGACCAGCCUGGACAGGCUUAGAGAUGGCCUCGUGGGCGCCCAGUUCUGGUCGGCCUACGUCCCAUGCCACACUCAGGACCAGGAUGCCCUGCGCCUCACCCUGGAGCAGAUUGACCUCAUUCACCGCAUGUGUGCCUCCUACUCUGAACUGGAGCUUGUGACCUCGGCUGAAGCUCUGAACAACAGCCAGAAAUUGGCCUGCCUCAUUGGUGUGGAGGGUGGCCAUUCACUAGACAGCAGCCUCUCCAUCUUGCGUACCUUCUAUGUACUGGGAGUGCGCUACCUGACGCUCACCCACACCUGCAACACACCCUGGGCAGAAAGUUCGGCUAAGGGUAUCCACUCCUUCUACAACAAUGUCAGCGGGCUGACCAGUUUUGGUGAGAAGGUGGUGGCAGAAAUGAACCGCCUGGGCAUGAUGGUAGACUUGUCCCAUGUUUCGGACAUGGUUGCACGGCGGGCUCUGGAAGUGUCGCAGGCACCUGUGAUCUUCUCCCACUCAGCUGCUCGGGGUGUGUGCAAUAAUGCUAGGAACGUUCCUGAUGACAUCCUUCAGCUUCUGAAGAACAAUGGUGGCAUUGUGAUGGUGUCCUUGUCCGUGGGGGUGCUGCAGUGCAACCUGUUAGCCAAUGUGUCCACUGUAGCAGAUCACUUCGACCACAUCAAGGCAGUCAUUGGAUCCAAAUUCAUUGGGAUUGGUGGAGAUUAUGAUGGGGCCAGCAAGUUCCCUCAGGGGCUGGAGGAUGUGUCCACAUACCCCAUACUGAUAGAGGAGUUGCUGAGUCGUGGCUGGAGUGAGGAAGAGCUUCAGGGUGUCCUUCGUGGAAACCUGCUGCGGGUCUUUGGACAAGUGGAACAGGUACGGGAGGAAAACAAGCAGCAAAGCCCCUUGGAGGACAGCCUCCCGGAUGAGCAGCUGAGCAGCCCCUGCCGCUCCAUCCUCUCACGUCUGCACCAGAAACAUCAUCUGCUUCCAGACUAUAAACUAACAGAGGUUCCCACACGUUGGACCCCCAAGUUAUCACUCAAGUGGUCAUUCUCAAAAUCCUCCCCCUGCAUGGCUCCAGGCCUUGCAGUCGUUGCUGCUUUCCUUGUCUUUGUUCUGUGGCUCUGGUGACCCAGUUAGUCCUGGCAGAUCUCACUAUGGCAGCCACAGACACCCACAAAGUUUUCUUGUUGUUCAGGCACAAACAUUUCCUGAAAAUAAAUGUUUUGGAC